AUGUCCUGCACCGUCCUCACGCAUGUCCUGCACCGUCCUCACGCAUGUCCUGCACCGUCCUCACGCAUGUCCUGCACCGUCCUCACGCAUGUCCUGCACCGUCCUCACGCAUGUCCUGCACCGUCCUCACGCAUGUCCUGCACCGUCCUCACGCAUGUCCUGCACCGUCCUCACGCAUGUCCUGCACCGUCCUCACGCAUGUCCUGCACCGUCCUCACGCAUGUCCUGCACCGUCCUCACGCAUGUCCUGCACCGUCCUCACGCAUGUCCUGCACCGUCCUCACGCAUGUCCUGCACCGUCCUCACGCAUGUCCUGCACCGUCCUCACGCAUGUCCUGCACCGUCCUCACACACUUCUCUGCCACUCCACACUUCCUCAUACAGAACCAAGCUUCCUCUCUGCUCCCUCUGCUCUCUGUCCACCUCUGCUUUCAGGUGGUGGUGGUUUUUCUGAUCAUCCUGGACGCCUUCUUUGUUCUGGCCGAGCUGCUUAUAGAUCUGUCCGUCAUCAAGCUGGAACACGGACACAUCGCUCCUGAGGUGUUUCACUACUUAAGUCUGGCGCUCCUCACCUUCUUCAUGAUCGAGCUGGCUGGGAAGCUGUUUGCGUAUCGUCUGGAGUUCUUCGAGCACAAGUUUGAGGUGUUUGACGCUGUGGUGGUGGUGGUUUCCUUCGUCCUGGACGUGGUGUUCCUCUUCCACGAGGACGCCUUCGAUGGGAUGGGCCUGCUCAUCCUGCUGCGGCUGUGGAGGGUGGCCCGGAUCAUCAACGGAAUCCUGGUGUCGGUGAAGACUCGUGCUCACCAGAAGAUCCACAAGCUGAAGGAGAGCUACGACCACCUGGUGGAGAGAGCCACGGAGCUGCAGAAACGCAGCGACGAACUGGAACAAGAGAACCAGAAACUGCAAGCCCUCUUGAAGAAGCACAACAUAGACUUUUAAUCACCAUGGCAACUGCUAACCAUCGUUCACUGUUAUUCCAUUCUUGUACUUAUUCCACGGGUUUCUUUAAUCAGCCAUCUACUCUGUUAUUUUACCUGUAAAUUCAGUGAAGGUGCAGCACUAAAUUGCACCUACUUACAAUUUAAUAAAUAACUGUAGUGGAAUAAUC
Cololabis saira (Pacific saury) is the source of this 1111-nucleotide messenger RNA. RefSeq names its product voltage-gated hydrogen channel 1-like. NCBI's taxonomy places the organism in Eukaryota, Metazoa, Chordata, Actinopteri, Beloniformes, Belonidae. The record is from RefSeq and is a predicted model, not a curated record. The coding region runs from base 1 to 942 and encodes 313 amino acids. Gene Ontology annotation, molecular function: voltage-gated proton channel activity. Gene Ontology annotation, cellular component: plasma membrane. The transcript has 5 exons. Gene Ontology annotation, biological process: proton transmembrane transport.